Aethina tumida (small hive beetle) is the source of this 621-nucleotide messenger RNA. RefSeq names its product elastin-like. Bases 1 to 621 code for a protein of 206 amino acids. The record is from RefSeq and is a predicted model, not a curated record. NCBI's taxonomy places the organism in Eukaryota, Metazoa, Arthropoda, Insecta, Coleoptera, Nitidulidae. The transcript has 3 exons.
AUGUUCAAAUUGUGCGUUUUUGCCACUCUUUUGGCCGUGAGCCAAGCAGGAGUAGUGAGCACUGGAAUCGGUAUUGGAGGAGUUGGAGUUAGCGGACUUGGUCUUGGAGGCCUUGGUGUCGGAGGCUUAGGUAUCGGUGGUCUGGAUGGAGGAAUUGGCGUCGGCCACAUUGGCGUCGCCGCUCCGGUGGCUGUGGCCGCCCCGGUGGUCAAGACCGUUGUGGGAGCCACAUCUUACCAAAACAACAAUCAGAUCAGUGUUCAUCCGGUUCCGGUUGUCGCUCAAGUCAAGACCGUUGCUGCCGCUCCAGUUGCAGUCGCUGCUCCCGUUGUUAAGGCCGUUGCCGCUCCCGUCGCUGUAGCCACUCCGGUUGUCAGGACCGUUGCCGCUCCUAUCGGCAUCGGAGGAAUUGGACUUAGUGGACUUGGUGGAGUUGGACUUGGAGGCGUUGGACUUGGAGGACUUGGACUUGGAGGAGUUGGACUUGGAGGCGUUGGACUUGGGGGAGUUGGACUCAGUGGAGUUCAUGUUGGGGGAAUUGGGUUGAGUGGCAUUAAUACCGUCGGUCUUGGUGGCGUCGGACUUUCCAACCUCGGAGGUGUUGGACUGGCUAAAUGGUAA